Molecule: messenger RNA, 333 nt
Organism: Triticum turgidum subsp. durum (durum wheat)
Lineage: Eukaryota; Viridiplantae; Streptophyta; Magnoliopsida; Poales; Poaceae
Source: the annotation of a GenBank genome assembly
AUGGCCGUCCCGGCUAAAGCCAGCAGCUCCUUCUCCAUGGCCUGCCUCUUGGCCGCCAUCUUCCUCCUCUCCUCGGCGCCACGGAGCCACGGCGGCAGCAUCGCCAUCUACUGGGGCCAGAACGGCAACGAGGGCACCCUGGCCGAGACCUGCAGCACCGGCAACUACGCCUUCGUCAACAUCGCCUUCCUCUGCAGCUUCGGAUGUACACUUCCUGUCCAGGCCACUGGAAUUCAUGGACUUGUGGCGUCAUCGUCUCGUACAGGAUGCUGCCCUGCGGCAGUUUAUUCAAUUGGCCAAGUCAUAUCCGGUUGCAAAAAUGCGAAUCAGUAA